Myotis brandtii (Brandt's bat) is the source of this 1895-nucleotide messenger RNA. It is a transcript of the gene TCF19, whose product is annotated as transcription factor 19. Gene Ontology annotation, molecular function: protein binding. Bases 362 to 1396 code for a protein of 344 amino acids. The record is from RefSeq and is a predicted model, not a curated record. Gene Ontology annotation, biological process: regulation of gene expression. Gene Ontology annotation, cellular component: nucleus. Lineage: Eukaryota; Metazoa; Chordata; Mammalia; Chiroptera; Vespertilionidae. The transcript is spliced from 4 exons.
GACGCCGCGCCGGCCGGCACUGCCUGCAGAGACCGUUCCGAGACUGCACCACGCGAUUGAAGGCGCCCGGGAAAUUCUGCAGCCUGAGGAUCCGGUUCAUCCAAGGUGCCAUAGGACGUGCUCGUUGUGCACUGCCCCGAAUUUUUCCGCUUUGGAGCUGCUUGACAGCCAUUUUGCAUCGCGUGCCUAGGAUCCUUGCAUUCUGAAUUUGCUCAGGGACUGUGCUCAAAGUUGAAAUUGCACAAAGCACAACUCAAGCUUGCACCAGACAGAACGUGAGCCUGGACCCCGUGCAUGGCCCAGGAGGGGGAGCGGUGAUGGAUCCCUGACGUGGAAGAGCUGGUGUGCAGUGGCACUGCCUAUGCUGCCCUGCUUCCAGCUGCUGCGCAUUGGGGGCGGCAGGGGCGGCGACCUCUACACUUUCCACCCCCCAAGCGGAACUGGCUGCACCUAUCGUUUGGGCCGCAGGGCCGACCUGUGUGAUGUGGCCCUGCGGCCCCAACAGGAGCCCGGCUUCAUCUCCGGAGUCCAUGCAGAGUUGCACGCUGAGCGCCAGGGUGAUGACUGGAGGGUCAGCCUGGAGGACCACAGCAGCCAAGGGACUUUGGUCAACAGUGUCCGACUCCCUAAGGGUCACAGGCUGGAGUUGAGCGAUGGUGACCUUCUGACCUUUGGCCCUGAAAGGCCCCCAGGAACCAGCCCCUCGGAGUUCUACUUCAUGUUUCAGCAAGUCCGAGUCAAACCUCAAGAUUUCGCUGCCAUCACCAUCCCACGGUCUAGGGUAGAAGAGGGAGCCGGGGUUGGGUUCCAGCCCAUGCUGCCUCCCCAGGGGGCUCCGCAGCGUCCCCUCAGCACCCUGUCCCCUGCACCAAAAGCCACACUGAUCCUCAACUCCAUUGGCAGCCUCAGCAAGCUCCAGCCACAGCCCCUCACCUUCUCCAGGAGGGGGGGUGGGCCACCGAGCCUACCUCCCCACACUCCCCAUGGGAAAGAGGGGACCACCCCUUCUGCCCCAACCCCAAGAAAUCGAAGGAAAUCAGCUCACCGGGUGUUGGCAGAAUUGGAUGAUGAGAGAGAGGCUCCUGAGAGCCCCCCAGUCCUUAGAGAGCCCAGGAAGAAACUCUGUGUAGAGAAGACUCCACUGACACCCAGUGGAAAUCGACUUGGGCAUCCUCCGAAGCACCCCGUGAGCACCCCCAUGACGCCUCCUGUGGUUGGGGGCGGGGAGCCCUGUGCAGCCCCUUGUUGCAGCCUGCCCCAAGAAGAAACAGUGGCCUGGGUUCAGUGUGAUGGAUGUGACCUCUGGUUCCACGUGGCCUGUGUUGGCUGCAGUAUCCAGGCUGCCAGGGAGGCUGACUUCCGGUGCCCAGGGUGUCACAUGGGCGUCCAGACCUAAGGCCCACCACCAAGGAGCCAGAGGGUAGAGCUGGCCAUGGGUGGACACAGUGGGACACCAGUGGGUCCUAAGAAAUCCCUCUUCUCUUGCCUCCCCAGGAGGGAAUGACUACAGGGCAGAGGCCCAUUGCUAUGGAUCCCAGGUCUGGAACAGGCCCUCUCGGCCAAGGUGACAGAAGAGAUGGCUUCCUGCCAAAGAUAAUGCCUUCAGGAAGUUGCUAGUGAGCUGUAAAUUCCGUUACAAGUCAUAGAUCCUUACUGUCACGGACACUAGUGUCUGAUCAGAGCAUCAUCAACUACAGAGACCACCUGUGCCUGAAGAUAUAAGCCCCAGACCCAAACAAGUGAGUUCUCAACUUGGAUGGCACCGCCUAAGGCAUUCUGGGAAAACCUAGGGCACAGCCCCCAAACUCUAAUCCUACCGCUGACUAUGUUUGUAGCCUGUGGCCUGGCUUUUCAGAGGUUUGCUUCCAUUUCCAAAUAAAGAAUGAAAAUAUUAA